AUGGCGGAAGGACGACCGACCAAACUGCGAAAGCUCUCCCAUACCAACUCUGGUGGUGAUGGUGUCGAUGUCGCCUCGAAUGAUUCUGGAUCUCCCGACAUUGUCGUUGAUGAAGAUGUUGAUCAGUCCCGCGGCCCAGAAGACGGGACUAACGAGGCUCCUGAGGCCAAUGGGACCUCGCCAGACCAGAAUGGGGAAGCCAAGUCGAUGUCCAAAAACCAACUGAAGAAGCUACGCAAGCGCCAGGAGUGGGAAGCAGGCCGGGACUAUCGCAAAGCCAAACGCAAGCAGAAAGCCAAGGAGAAGAAAGAGCGGAAGCGGGCAAGCAAGGAGGAACGUAGGGUCAACGGAGUGCUCGAGGAACCUCAGUCGAGGAAGCCCCGGAACCCUGUCCAGCUGCCGAUCACCUUCAUCAUCGACUGUGGCUUCGAUGACUUGAUGAUGGAGAAGGAGAUGAUUUCGUUGGGAUCUCAGAUCACGCGAGCCUAUUCGGACAAUUCGCGCUCGACUUACCAAGCUCACAUUGCCGUCAGCUCUUGGGGAGGCAAACUGAGGGAGAGGUUCGAUACCAGGCUCAGUGGCAACUACAAAAAGUGGAGAGGGAUUACGUUUUUGGAAGAGGAUUUCGUGGACGUGGCCGAGAGAGCUACUCGGUGGAUGGCUGAUCCAAAACGGAACAAGAUGGCCGGUGCGUUCCUGAAGCAUGCUAAGCCACAAGCAAGUCAGGAAAGCCAAGCUUCAAAGGAGAGCAUCUAUCCUUCCGAAGCUGGCCGAGAUGAAGAAGAUGUUCAACCCAAGCCUGAUGAGCACGAUGACUCUUCCUCAAAGGCGAGACAGGAGCACAAAGAGUCAGACCGAUCCUCAGCUGGGCAGCCUGAGUCCGCGCAAAAGGAGUCCGACGAAUCUAACGGCACCACCGCUCCCAAUUCCUCGCAAGCGGUCGAGGGUGAGAUCAUCUACCUCAGCUCCGACUCACAAUUCACGCUGGAAGAACUCAAGCCCAACAGCACGUACAUCAUCGGUGGUCUGGUAGACAAGAACAGACACAAGGGCAUCUGUCACAAGAUCGCAGGCGAGAAGGGAGUGCGCACGGCCAAGCUUCCCAUCGGCGAGUACAUGGAGAUGCAGAGUCGGUCUGUCCUCGCCACGAACCAUGUGAAUGAGAUCAUGCUGCGGUGGCUGGAGUGCGGCGACUGGGGCCAGGCUUUUAUGCAGGUGAUUCCGAAAAGGAAGGGUGGGAAGCUGCGGGAUCAGGACGAUGAUGCGGCGGAUGCGAGGGCUGCUGAUGACGAUGAUGGUAUGGACGAUGUGACUUCUGCGGAUGGCGAGAAUGAUGAGGGCGUUGGGCAACCCGUUGACGCGGAGCCAAUUCAAGACGACGAAACAACAGGAGAGACUUCAGUGCUCCCAUAG
Messenger RNA from Cyphellophora europaea CBS 101466, 1413 nucleotides. RefSeq lists its product as uncharacterized. The record is from RefSeq and is a predicted model, not a curated record. Gene Ontology annotation, cellular component: nucleus. Gene Ontology annotation, molecular function: tRNA binding. The transcript has a single exon. Gene Ontology annotation, biological process: tRNA N1-guanine methylation. Lineage: Eukaryota; Fungi; Ascomycota; Eurotiomycetes; Chaetothyriales; Cyphellophoraceae. The coding region runs from base 1 to 1413 and encodes 470 amino acids.